AUGGGUAUUAGCCGUGACCAUUGGCAUAAACGACGAAAGACUGGUGGCAAACGUCCACAACCACAUAAAAAACGAAAAUUUGAAUUAGGUCGUCCAGCGGCUCUUACCAAAUUAGAUGCAAAACGUAUUCAUACUGUACGUACAAGAGGUGGAAAUAAAAAAUAUCGUGCACUUCGUCUUGAUAUUGGUAAUUUUUCAUGGGGUUCAGAAGGUAUUUCUAAAAAAACACGUGUCAUCGAUGUUAUGUAUCAUCCAUCGAAUAAUGAAUUAGUACGUACAAAAACAUUAACAAAAUCAACAAUCGUACAAAUUGAUGCUGUUCCAUUUCGACAAUGGUAUGAAUCAUAUUAUGCAUUGCCACUUGGUCGUAAGAAAGGUGUUAAAUUAACUGAAACUGAAGAUGCUAUACUUAAUCGUAAACGUUCAGCUAAAUCCGAAAAAAAAAUGGCUGUUAAACAACGUCGUGCAAAAGUUGAACAAGGACUUGAAGAACAAUUUCAAGCUGGACGUGUUCUUGCAUGUAUUGCAUCUCGACCAGGUCAAUGUGGUCGAUGUGAUGGUUAUGUUCUUGAAGGCAAAGAACUCGAUUUUUAUAUGAAAAAAAUCAAACAAAAGAAAUCGAAAUAA
Molecule: messenger RNA, 627 nt
Organism: Rotaria sp. Silwood2
Lineage: Eukaryota; Metazoa; Rotifera; Eurotatoria; Philodinida; Philodinidae
Source: the annotation of a GenBank genome assembly